This is a messenger RNA of Myxocyprinus asiaticus (Chinese sucker), 1805 nucleotides long. RefSeq names its product transducin beta-like protein 2. Gene Ontology annotation, cellular component: endoplasmic reticulum. Lineage: Eukaryota; Metazoa; Chordata; Actinopteri; Cypriniformes; Catostomidae. Gene Ontology annotation, molecular function: protein binding. The coding region runs from base 361 to 1686 and encodes 441 amino acids. Gene Ontology annotation, biological process: endoplasmic reticulum unfolded protein response. The transcript is spliced from 7 exons. The record is from RefSeq and is a predicted model, not a curated record.
GACCCGCACGCAUGCGCACUGGCGAAGCGACCCUCGUCUCGUGAGCCCGAAUAAGCUUAGUAAAUCAUUCUUUGAGAAAAACAAACCGAGUUUGAUUUCAUGCAUGUAACUUAAUAAUAUUGUAAUUGCUUUUACAAAACACAAGUAAUAGUCGCGCUGGACUGAGGCGUUUGCUCCAGCAAGAGAGUUAUUUAACAAGGUAUUGUGUUGCCAACGAGUCAUUAGAAUAAGGUGGACACAAUACAAGAGCGACUCGAGUUACAGAGAACAGACAGUAAACACGAGAUCGGCCAGUACUAAUAGUCCUAGUCUACUUGCACGUAUCUGGAGGCUUGAUAACGUGGCACACAUCUCGCCAAGAUGGAGUUUGCUGCGAUUCUUGCGCUAUCAGUAUUAAUAGGUGCGCUGGUUAUUUUAGUGGCCGUGGCUGUUGGCAGACAGAAAAGUGAACUAUCUGAGCAGAAUGAACAGAACAAAGACGCAGAUGCACCAGUGGAGGAAAAUGCAGCUAAAGCACCUUCCAAAAAGCAGAAGCAUCAACAGCGCCCCCGUAAGGAGAGACCGCAACAGCACACAUUCACACACCAACUGCUGGCUUCUGUUCUAAAGAGUCACAGUGGCAAUGUGACCUGCCUGGAUUUUAGUAGCAAUGGUAAAUACCUUGUGUCUUGCGCAGAUGAUCGUACCAUCAGGAUCUGGAGCACCAAAGACUUCCUGGAGCGAGAUCACAAAAGCUUGCGGGCCAACGUAGAGUUUGACCAUGCCACGUUCGUCCGGUUUAGCCCUGACUCUCGAGCCUUCAUCACUUGGCUGGCAAACGGAGAAACCAUUCGCAUCUAUAAAAUGAUUAAAAAGGAGGAUGGGACAUUCAAUUUUAAAGCUGCUCCAGAAGAUUUUCCACAGAAGCACAAGGGGAUUGUUGUUAACAUUGGAAUUGCAGAGACAGGUAAAUUUAUUAUGUCUGCCUCUGUUGACACCACCAUUGUGAUCUGGGAUCUGAAGGGAGAGGUUUUAGCUACUAUCAACACUAAUCAGAUGACCAACUCGCAUGUUGCUAUUUCACCAUGUGGCAGAUUUGUUGCUUCCUGUGGUUUUACCCCGGACGUGAAGGUGUGGGAGGUCUGCUUUGGGAAAAGUGGGGAGUUCAAAGAGGUUGCUCGUGCGUUUGACCUUAAGGGACACUCGGCUGGCGUUUACGCCUUUGAUUUCUCCAAUGACUCCCGCAGAAUGGUGACCGUGUCUAAAGAUGGGACGUGGAAGCUGUGGGACACCGAUGUGGAGUACAAGAAACAGCAGGAUCCAUACUUGCUCCGGACUGUACCAUGCCAGGUGUCAGAGGGGAGCCGCAUAGCCCUGUCUCCUGAUGGUCGCGUAGUAGCCAUAUCAAACGGUUGUGAUAUAGGCAUGUACAACGCCACCACUGGUGAAUUAGAGGAAGAGUUCCAUAGUGUUCACAGCGAAGAGAUAACCAACCUUAAGUUUGACAUAAACAACCGUUUCCUAGUGAGUAGUGGGGACCGUGCCAUUUGUGUCUUUCACAAUGUAACCGGUUACCGUGCUGCCAUCCAGGACAUGCAGGUCAUGUUGAAGAAAGCCUCAAAUGAAGGAAUGAGACAGAGACUCCAGCAGCAGAUUGUGGAUGCUCAGACGGCUCUGGACACAGUGCUUAACGCACCAAAGAACUAAAGGUUGCUUUGUGAACAACUCACACUGCCUCUGUUGACUGGGAUGCCAGUCUGUUCUCAGUUUCAAAAUUAAGUGGCUUUGGCAUGCUGAUUUUAACAAAUAAAUCCAAGUUUUUAUAA